Molecule: messenger RNA, 1457 nt
Organism: Podospora pseudopauciseta
Lineage: Eukaryota; Fungi; Ascomycota; Sordariomycetes; Sordariales; Podosporaceae
Exons: 5
Coding region: 420-1457 (345 amino acids)
Cellular component (GO): cytoplasm
Source: RefSeq, a predicted model, not a curated record
GGCAAAUGCUCAUGGCUGGACCGUGGAAACUAGUGUGCCCAGUUGUCGACUCUUCGUGGUAAUGACAAGGUAAUGAGUAAGUAGUAUUGAGUUUGGCUUAAAAUAGGUUCUCUAAACAAGGGGCUUAGUUAGUACUAUAGCCAGUAAAAGGCCAGGACUAUGUUAGAUAGUUGACGAGCCGAGCUGUUUACUGUGAGCUUCUUGAGAUUGAUCGACAUGGACAGCACUUCUUGGCUCACAGUCGGAAGUCAUUCUCCGUCAGCUAUUGUAUCGGCCAGCCCCACAAACUCCACCAUAAUCGCGAAGUGCAAACGCGAGGCCGAUGACCUCAAGGAAAGAAAAAUAUAUGUACCAGGUGGUGAUGAGAGGCAAACCGACCUCUUUCUAAUAGCACCUCUUCUUCUGCUAUCAUUUCCAACAUGUCCGGAAAUAGCACCACCAUUCCCACCCGUCCCUUGGGCCCUGGUGGGCCAGAGAUUCCAAUUCUAGGGUUAGGGUUGAUGGGCCUGAGUUCAUUCUAUGGAACCCCCCCUUCUGACGAUGAGCGUCUUGCUUUUCUCGACCGCGCUCAUGCGAUCGGAUGUACACACUGGGACUCGGCCGCUCUGUAUGGAGACAGCGAGGUCCUGCUUGGGAAAUGGUUUGAAAAGACUGGGAAGAGAAAAGACAUUUUCCUAGCCACUAAGUUCGGCAACAGAGUGCUGCCGGAUGGCACGAGAGAAUUCUGCAAUGAGCCCGAGUACAUCAGGGAAGCAGUGAAGGAGAGCUUGAGAAAGUUGAAGACAGACUACAUCGAUCUGCUGUACUGCCACCGCAUCAGCGGCAAAACCCCGAUCGAGGAUGUUAUUGAGACCAUGAAGGAAUUUGUCGAAUCUGGUCAAGUCCGCCACAUUGGCCUCUCGGAAUGCGGUGCCGACACACUCAUCCGCGCAAGCAAGAUUCAUCCCAUCAGGGCUUACCAGAUCGAAUAUUCCCCUUUCACAAGAGAUAUUGAGUUCCCCGACCUCAACCUAGCCAAAACUUGCCGCGACCUGAAGAUCCCCAUCGUUGCCUACUCUCCGUUGGGCCGAGGCAUGCUCACGGGUAAGUAUUCCUCGGCGGACGACUUUGAGCAGGGUGACUUCCGCCGGGCAGUUCCUCGCUUCUCGGCCGAGAACUUCCCCAAGAACAUGGAGUUGGUGGAGAAGAUCAAACAGAUUGCAGCUAAGAAGGGGUGUACGCCCGGUCAACUGACUCUGGCAUGGAUGAUGAAGCAAGACCUCGUCUUCCCUAUUCCGGGAACAAAGAAGAUUGCAUAUUUGGAGGAGAAUUGGGGAGCCAACUCAAUCUAUGAGACGCUUACCAAGGAGGAGGAGAGGGAGGUGAGAGAGGCGAUCGAUAAAACUGAAGUGUAUGGCACCAGAUAUCCUGCGGCGGCGAUGGGUGCUUUGGUAAAGGACACGCCACCCCGUUCCUAG